This is a messenger RNA of Wasmannia auropunctata (little fire ant), 373 nucleotides long. Its product is annotated as HEAT repeat-containing protein 5B-like. The transcript is spliced from 2 exons. Gene Ontology annotation, cellular component: membrane; endocytic vesicle; Golgi apparatus. Gene Ontology annotation, biological process: retrograde transport, endosome to Golgi; intracellular protein localization; endocytosis. The record is from RefSeq and is a predicted model, not a curated record. Lineage: Eukaryota; Metazoa; Arthropoda; Insecta; Hymenoptera; Formicidae. The annotation marks the transcript as partial.
AUGUUGGGCGGUACCUGGCUGGAACGAAAUAUCGGCACGUUAAUCGCGCACGUUUUAGACCUGGUUACAAACCCGAAAGCCGCUAGCUCGCACGUCGAGGCGGUGUACUCGCGCAAAUGCGUGAACUUUAUACUACGCGGUACCGUCGGCAAGUUGUUAGGCGAAGGCGCUCAAGCAGCCGCUUGCAAAGAGAUAGCGCACAUCAUUCUGAAGCAGAUGAAUUCCAUCGAUUUCAGUCCGGAAAACGCCAAAGAUUGCAAUCAGGAAACGUUAUUCAGCCAGCAUUUACUAGUGUGUGCGCUGCAAGAAAUGGGCAAUCUGAUUUUGGGAUUAGGUACCACGGCUACGAAUUUGCUAUCCGAUCAAUCUCUAA